Molecule: messenger RNA, 2929 nt
Organism: Adelges cooleyi (spruce gall adelgid)
Lineage: Eukaryota; Metazoa; Arthropoda; Insecta; Hemiptera; Adelgidae
Product: DNA replication factor Cdt1-like
Exons: 9
Coding region: 545-2350 (601 amino acids)
Biological process (GO): regulation of DNA-templated DNA replication initiation; mitotic cell cycle; DNA replication checkpoint signaling
Cellular component (GO): nucleus
Molecular function (GO): DNA polymerase binding; DNA binding
Source: RefSeq, a predicted model, not a curated record
UAACAAGUAUUUGAUAACAGCUGUAAACCAAGUGUGAAGUAUCCAAACUUUGGUAGCUGAUUUUCGCGCCAAUUGAACACAAAACAAUUAACUAUUAAGUAUUAACACAAAUUAUAACCACUCUUCAGUCUUCACCCAUGUCGAAUGUCUGUAACGUACCGAUAUAAGAAGAAUCAAAGAAUAAUUUUAUUUGUUCACAAUUCACAUACACGUUUCGAACGGACUACGGUAUUGUGCCGUGUGCAGUAAUUGUUGACUGGUGUGCGGUAACUACUAACUAAUCGUCGGUUCUUAUAUUUUUUAACUAUUCUAAAAUUUGGAUUGUGGUGCGCUUUUAAGUUUCUGUUCGUUAUUGUACCUGUUAUUUUUAUGGAUAAUUUCUAAGUCUUAAUUUUUUUAAUGCGUUAUGUCGUAUCUCUGUUUUCUACAAUUGUUUUUCUAUAAUUUGAUUAAAUAGUCAAAACUUGUCUCCAACUAAGACGCGAGCGAUCAUCUACAAUAAUAUAAGAUUUUACUGAAACGCAUUUCUACAUAUUUGAAGAAAAUGCAAGCUCAACAGAAAACGUUGGAUAACUUUAUUAAAAGCAGAAAACGACCUGCAAAUGAUGAUAUUAUACACAAUAAAGGGUUGAUUAACUCCAGUACAGAUGAAGUUUCUAAGCCAAGCAGAAAAUUGUCUUUUGAUGAUCAACCCUUAGUGCAAACAAUUAAAAAACCAAAGAUUGAACCAACCAUGAUUGAGACUCCAAUUUCGAACAAAGAAUCUGAUCCCAAUGAAGGCUAUUCAAAAAAUGUAGCCGAUAAAGAUGAUCAAAAGCGUGACAAUGAAAAUCAAGGAGAGAGGGCAACAACCCCAGAACAGUCUCCAACGACAAAGGCUCAGUUACGAAGAGACUUGGAUUUGGGCGAGUUUCGUAAAAUUGUACGCAAAAAACAAAAUCUUAAAAAAUUACAAGAAAAGAUUAAUAAUGUCAAUCAAAGUCGAAACAAAUUUUUGGCUGCCGAAGCCAAAGUGGAAGAAGCAAAAAAUCAUUAUUUAUCAUCUUUCAAAUCAGUCGAUCUCAUUCUAGAUACUAGUCCUAUUAAAUUAGGAAUGAGUCCAAUUAAAAAACAUCAGUUAAAACCAACUGCUUUGUUUCCUAGCACAGCACAAGCAAUAGUCAGUCCUAGAAAAACUCUUACCUCCCAAAGUCCACAACCUAAGGAGUAUGUUUCGCCCAGAAAGUUGUUGAAUGAAGUUGGAUCACUUUUAGCUAUGUCCCCAUCAAAAAGAUUUUCCACAUUAGUUGAAUCGAAUGCAUUGCCAUUGCCGUUAAAGUAUAGAAUAUUGAAUGAACUAUUCAAGGCUAUGGAAACUGUAACGUCAAUGAUGUUUAGUAGAAAAGAGAAAAUUACAUUUACUAAACUUCAACGAGGCGUUCAACAAAUGACGAGAAAUAAUUUUACCGAACAUCACUUGGCACAAAUAAAAUCUGUUGUGCCGGAAAUGUAUUCUUAUUCGUUAGUGAAAUCAUUAAAGGACAAAAUUAGUUUUGAACUGGUUAUAACUCCAGUUUAUGGUUCUGCUAAACAAGAAAAUGUUGACUUAAUCAAAUUAACAACCCAAAGGAAAAAGACUUUUUCAAAUACUUUACUUGACAUCAUGAAAAACUUUCAUCAGGAUUAUCUCAGUAAUUUAAUUCCACCAAUUGUUAUUGACAAAAAUAAAAUAACAAGAUGGCACCCUGAGUUUGAUGUUGAAUCUGUAGCUGAUAUCAAACCAUCACCUUUGCCCAAAAUAGAAAUCGGCAAACCUAAAAUAACAUCCACAAAAGAUAUAUUGGACCAAUCACAUCAAUUAUUUGCUUAUAACAAUCGUUUAAAUCGAACAUUGGCAACCAUGACGGAAGAACAGCAAAGUUUACCGAAAACAAAAGCUUCAACUGAUGAUGCUAAAAAUGCUUUACACAGUGCAUUAAAGGGCAUUCCAAAAUCAUUACUUUUGAAGAUUCAAGCUAAACAGGUAGAAAAAGCAAAAGAAUUAAUGACAAGAUCCGUCGUUCAAUUAGAUGAAGACAGAAUGAUGAGCAGAUUACCAGAGAUUGCUCGUAGAAUACGUACUUACUUUGUACAAAUGCAAAAAAAUAUCAUGCCUUUAAAAAAAGUUACUGAACAAUUAAAACAGAGUUACCCUGAAGCUUUGACUGAGUAUGAUUGGAAAACUCAUUUAAAUCUCCUUCAGGAUAAAGUUCCUCAGUGGAUUGUAUUGAAAGUGUUAGAUGGAAUUGAACACGUCAAAGUGGAUAAAAAAAUACCAUUUGAAGAAUCUGUGAUAAAAAAAUUGAAUUCUCAUUUUAAAUUUGCAGACUAAUAUUUUAUUUCAGAUUAUUUUUUUAUAUAAGCAACAUAGAUAUAUAUACACAUUAAUAACUAGUUUUGCAUUAUGUCAUUAAUAUUUUUUGAUUUUUUAAACAUUUUUUUGUGAAUAAAUUAAAUUUUUUAUUCGUUUGUAAUUCUUUAUAAUAUCAGUUGAUUAUAGCUGUAAAGUAGUAUUAUACUUUUGAAAUAUAAAUAAUGGAAAUAAUUUUUCAAUAGAAAAUGUUGUAUUCUAUAGAAGUGUAAUUUUAUGUAUGACAUUUUUUAAAAAUAAUUUUAUUUAUGUUUAAAAAAAAAUAAUAACAUUUAUAAAAAGGGUAAUUAUAUAGAUGGUAAAAGAAUCUCUGUCAUUUUUUUGUUAUAAAUUACACUAUAAACAUCUGUUUUAUAGACUACUUUGGUUUAACUAUUUAGUUGUUCUUAGAUGAUAGAAAAGGAAGUUACACUUUGUGUUUGCAACCUUAUGCCAUUUUUUACUAUGUAAUUGUUAUAUUGUGAUUGAUCAAUUGUGCAAAUUUUUUAUAUAUAUAAAAUUGUAUUUAUAUUAUUUUUUUUUAAACUUAUAUUCGAAUAA